CGAACAGCAACAUGAACAGUAACUAGGCAGAGGGUGCAUUAUUGAACAAUUGGAUUUGUUUUCGACAUGUCUUACUAUGACAUUGAUUCGAUCUUGACCGAUGCCCAGAAAUUGCCAUGUACCUUUGAAUUGGAGGUGCCAGGUCUUGGGAUUCUAGAAGGGAAUCCUGGAGAUAACAUCAAAGCCGGCACUCGAAUUGAUCUCCCGUUAUGGCUGGGUGAAAUGCUUUCUAUUGGAGCGCGCCUGGGCACGUCUCCUUUAGUCACCAUCGACAUUCCCUCUGCGCUAUCAGAACGGGUAAUGAAUGCUCUGAAAGCAGACCCCCGAUCGAUUGACCUGCGAUCAUUGGCUCCAAAUUUCUACAGUCUCAGUGAACGGAUCCUGGAGCUGUUUGAAGAAGAAGAGAUGGUUGAUAUCCUCAGUAAUACAUUUAAGACGCGGGCUGCUGAAAUUGCUGACCAUGCGCAUAACCCGAAAGGGGCGCUUGGAGACGGGGUAGAGUUUCUGCAAGGCUUGGAUGAGACGGAACGGCAGUUGUUCCGCGUGGCCCAUGAUAGUGCCAAAGAGACCCGGAUCUGGGCGGGAGAGGCGAAGAAGAGAUGAAUUCCGCCUCCCUGGUGAGAACUGAGCUGAGCUCGUUCGGGUGUGAGGAUGGGUUGCGGCCAUGCUGCUGCUGAUUUGGUGGAGUUAUGGGAAUCCCCAGGGACUUGGUUUUGCUGCAUUAAUGAUGAGGGGUUUGUUUAUACGUUUUUAGUGAAUCUUUAAAAUACUAGCAUUGACUGGCUGGAGUUCGAGUUCCAAUAGAUCAUUCUAC
Aspergillus ochraceoroseus IBT 24754 is the source of this 814-nucleotide messenger RNA. It is a transcript of the gene psf3, whose product is annotated as DNA replication protein PSF3. Gene Ontology annotation, cellular component: GINS complex. The transcript is spliced from 6 exons. Gene Ontology annotation, biological process: mitotic DNA replication initiation. The record is from RefSeq and is a predicted model, not a curated record. Lineage: Eukaryota; Fungi; Ascomycota; Eurotiomycetes; Eurotiales; Aspergillaceae. The coding region runs from base 67 to 603 and encodes 178 amino acids.